AUGAUUUUGAUGUGGAUUUUGUUCUACCGUGUGGUUAUAGCCGAUCCCUAUAAUCGUUUUAGACCACCUUUCGCCGAAGCUGUAAUCCCAAAUGACAGAACGCUACCUGAAACACCGCCAAGUCCGGAUUGGAGAACACCCUAUGCCGACGGCAGGUUCGGCUUGCAUCAUAAAAGACCGCCAUUCUCCGAUAGUAUAUCCGGAUUUACACAUAACAGACCGCCUUCUUCAUAUAAAGUACCUAAUGUUUCUUAUUUUGAUAGGCAAAGUCUUCCAGUAGGAGAUUCAGGAUCACUCUUUUCCGUGAGACCAUCUGCAUCAAUUCCAAGACAUAGAGGGUAUUACGUUUCAAAACCAAGAGAACGAGGAGUUCCUUCGCGUGUCAGUGGGUCUCCUGAAGUUUCAAGGGUAAUACAAUACCUCUCAUAUGCUUCGGAUCGGGACACAACGGGACCAACAAGAGAACGCUAUAUAAAUCCGAAUCCAGAAGAGUUAUUAGGUGUUGCAAAUGUUCCUCGUGGUGUCCCGAGGCAUUUGCAAGCCCCUUUUCUAUCUGGUGCUCGAGCAACAUUAGAACCAACAAGAGCUCCAUACCGUUUUAAUGGCCAACCAACAUCGCCACCUCGUCUUCGGGAAUUUCCAUUUGCCGGUAGUCCAGAAGCAAGACGGGCGCAAAAACGUCGAGCAUUUCCUAUGCACAACAGUGGAUCACCGGAAUAUAAUAGAUUAACAGCACCGCCAAAUGGACGCAUGAACCGAUUCACUGUGCCUGUGAGCCCAGAACCAACAAGGGGGGCAGGUAAUCGGAGAACAAGAUUACCAACAGAACCAACGCGUAGGGGUUCAACUUUGAGUCGCAACAAUCUAGACACUGUUAUGGCAUCGCCAAGAAGAAGAGGACAAGCUUGGUAUAGACUUCCUCUCACGAGGCCAUCGAGUGGCAACAUAGCUCCCUAUCAAACAUUUCAUACAGACGUAUCGUAUAGCUAUUAUAAUACGAAAACGUCUGGUUCACCACGGGUCGGUAACAAUGCAUAUACUCAAAGAAAACGUGUGUUACCUUUAGCUCGUUCGAUGAUAAGUAGAAAUCGGGUUAUAAAAAAUCCACAGAAAAAAAUGUCUCUUUCAGCUUUUCAUGCACAAUCCGAAGUUGAACGCAACGCAAUACAGACAAUACAAGACAGACACGAAAGUUCCGAAAGAAACAAUUCAUCGUAUGUCAACAUUUCAAUUGCCAGAGAUAUUUUUGCUGAUUUCAAUAACGGACAACACGGCAAAAAUAGUCUUGAAUACAUCAACACACACUACCCUAUUUAUAGAACAACCUCAUUGUUAAAAUUGCGGAUACAAAAGGAAAUUAAUGAACAGUCAGUAAAAAAAGGAAAACGAAAAGAUAAUGAAUCCGACUGGCUUAAAGGACUUUGGAAUAAUCUAACCCCAAAUAAUUCCACUUAUGAGGACGUAAAUGGAAACAAAGUCGUCAAUUCUUUGAUUUUUAACAAUAAUUUCGCAAAUCAGCAAAAAGGCGCUACGAUCAACUCCUCCAAAGUGAAUGUAGAAAAUCAACUUAUAAUUGGGAACACCGUAUUCGAGGGAAAUCGAAUUGGCAAUGAAGGGUUUGCAUUGAAUCCUAGUGCAUCAGAACUUUUUACAAAUAAGACACCUACCAGCGACCUGUUUAGACCUAAUAUGCAUACAAAAAACAUUACCACAGCAGACACAGAUGCUUCAAACGCAAUUUUCGAUACUGCAAAUGUUACAGACUUAUGGGAAACAAUGGUUGAUACCACACACAACGUAUAUAAAUCAAACAUACCCAAGGAUACCUCAACAAACGCAGAUAUUUCAAACACCAAGGUUGACACCGUGAGCAAGACAAAUUUAUCAAAAACAAAAGUGGAAAGCGCAUCGAAUAACUACAAUUUAAACACACUAGUGGAUACUGAAAUGACCAUAGACAAUACAAACAUAAUAGUGGAAACUGGAACGAACAAAGACACAAACGUGUAUACCGCCACGAAAAUUUCAAACAAACAAGUUGAUUCUGGAGCAAACAUUGACAAUUUAAACACACUAGUGGUUAGAGGAACAAAUAUAAAGGAAAACAUUAAUAUACUUGUGGAUACCGGAACGAACAUAGACAAUUUUAACACACUUGUUGAUACUGGAACGAACAUAGGCAAUUUUAACACACUAGUGGAUACUGGAACGAACAUGGACAAUUCUAACACACUAGUGGAUACUGGAACGAGCAUGGACAAUUUAAACACACUUUUUGACACUGGAACGAACAUGGACAAAUUUAACACACCUAUCGAUACUGGAACGAACAUAGACAAUUUUAACACACUUGAAGAUACUGCAACGAGGAUUGAGAAUUUUAACACACUAGUGGAUACUGGAACGAACAUGGACAAUUUAAACACACUUGUGGAUACUGGAACGAACAUGGACAAUUUUACCACACUUGUGGAUAAUGGGACGAACAUGGACAAUUUUAACACACUUGUAGAUACUGGAACGAACAUGGACAAUUUUAACACACUUGUAGAUACUGGAACGAUCAUUGACAAUUUAAACACAUUAGUGGAUACUGGAACGAACAUGGACAAUUUAAACACACUUGUGGAUACUGGAACGAACAUAGACAAUUUAAACACACUAGUGGAUACCGGAACGAACAUAGACAAUUUAAACACACAUGUGGAUACUGGAACGAACAUAGACAAUUUAAACACACAUGUGGAUAUUGGAACGAACAUGGACAAUUUUAACACAAUAGUGGAUACUGGAACGAACAUGGACAAAUUUAACACACCUAUGGAUACUGAAACGAACAUAGACAAUUUAAACACACAUAUGGAUAUUGGAACGAACAUGGACAAUUUUAGCACAAUAGUGGAUACUGGAACGAACAUGGACAAUUUAAACACACUUGUGAAUACUGGAAUGAACGUAGACAAUUUUAACACAAUUAUCGAUACUGGUACAAACAUGAAAAAUUUAAACCCACUAGUGGAUACUGGGACGAACAUGGACAUUUUUAACACACAAGUGGAUACUGGGACGAAAAUAGACAAUUUUAACACACUAGUGGAUACUGGAACGAACAAGGACAAUUUAAACACACUAGUGGAUACAGGGACGAACUUGGACAAUUUUAACUCACUGGUGGAUACUGGAACGAACAUGGACCAUUUUAACACACUAGUGGAUACUGGAACGAACAUGGAAUAUUUUAACACACUAGUGGAUACUGGAUCGAACAUAGACAAUUUUAACACACUUGUGGAUACUGGAACGAACAUGGACAAUUUAAACACACUAGUGGAUACUGGGACGAACAUGGACAAUUUUAACUCACUUGUAGAUACUGGAACGAACAUGGACCAUUUUAACACACUAGUGGAUACUGGAACGAACAAGGACAAUAUUAACACAAUAGUGGAUACUGGAACGAACAUGGACAAUUUAAACACACUUGUGGAUACCGGAACGAACAUAGACAAUUUAAACACACUAGUGGAUACCGGAACGAACAUGGACAAUUUAAAUACACUAGUGGAUACUGGAACGAACAUGGACAAUUUAAACACACAUGUGGAUAUUGGAACGAACAUGGACAAUUUUAACACAAUAGUGGAUACUGGAACGAACAUGGACAAAUUUAACACACCUAUGGAUACUGAAACGAACAUAGACAAUUUAAACACACAUAUGGAUAUUGGAACGAACAUGGACAAUUUUAACACAAUAGUGGAUACUGGAACGAACAUGGACAAUUUAAACACACUUGUGAAUACUGGAAUGAACGUAGACAAUUUUAACACAAUUAUCGAUACUGGUACAAACAUGAAAAAUUUAAACCCACUAGUGGAUACUGGGACGAACAUGGACAUUUUUAACACACAAGUGGAUACUGGGACGAAAAUAGACAAUUUUAACACACUAGUGGAUACUGGAACGAACAAGGACAAUUUAAACACACUAGUGGAUACAGGGACGAACAUGGACAAUUUUAACUCACUGGUGGAUACUGGAACGAACAUGGACCAUUUUAACACACUAGUGGAUACUGGAACGAACAUGGAAUAUUUUAACACACUAGUGGAUACUGGAUCGAACAUAGACAAUUUUAACACACUUGUGGAUACUGGAACGAACAAGGACAAUUUAAACACACUAGUGGAUACUGGGACGAACAUGGACAAUUUUAACUCACUUGUAGAUACUGGAACGAGCAUGGACCAUUUUAACACACUAGUGGAUACUGGAACGAACAAGGACAAUAUUAACACAAUAGUGGAUACUGGAACGAACAUGGACAAUGUUAACACACUUGUGGAUACCGGAACGAACAUAGAACAUUUUAACACACUUGUGGAUACUGGAACGAACAUGGACAAUUUAAAUACACUAGUGGAUACUGGAACGAACAUGGACAAUUUAAACACACAUGUGGAUAUUGGAACGAACAUGGACAAUUUUAACACAAUAGUGGAUACUGGAACGAACAUGAACAAAUUUAACACACAUAUGGAUACUGAAACGAACAUAGACAAUUUAAACACACAUAUGGAUAUUGGAACGAACAUGGACAAUUUUAACACAAUAGUGGAUACUGGAACGAACAUGGACAAUUUAAACACACUUGUGAAUACUGGAAUGAACGUAGACAAUUUUAACACAAUUAUCGAUACUGGUACAAACAUGGAAAAUUUAAACCCACUAGUGGAUACUGUGACGAACAUGGACAUUUUUAACACACAAGUGGAUACUGGGACGAAAAUAGACAAUUUUAACACACUAGUGGAUACUGGAACGAACAAGGACAAUUUAAACACACUAGUGGAUACAGGGACGAACAUGGACAAUUUUAACUCACUAGUGGAUACUGGAACGAACAUGGACCAUUUUAACACACUAGUGGAUACUGGAACGAACAUGGAAUAUUUUAACACACUAGUGGAUACUGGAUCGAACAUAGACAAUUUUUACACACUUGUGGAUACUGGAACGAACAUGGACAAUUUAAACACACUAGUGGAUACUGGGACGAACAUGGACAAUUUUAACUCACUUGUUGAUACUGGAACGAGCAUGGACCAUUUUAACACACUAGUGGAUACUGGAACGAACAUGGACAAUUUUAACACACUAGUGGAUACAGGAUCGAACAAGGACAAUUUUAACACAAUAGUGGAUACUGGAACGAACAUGGACAAUGUUAACACACUUGUGGAUACCGGAACGGACAUAGAACAUUUUAACACACUUGUGGAUACUGGAACGAACAUGGACAAUUUAAAUACACUAGUGGAUACUGGAACGAACAUGGACAAUUUAAACACACAUGUGGAUACUGGAACGAACAUGGACAAUUUUACCACACCUGUGGAUACUGGAACGAACAUGGACAAUUUUAACACACUUGUGGAUACUGGAACGAACAUGGACAAUUUGAAUACACUAGUGGAUACCGGAACGAACAUAGACAAUUUAAACACACAUGCGGAUACUGGAACGAACAUGGACAAUUUAAACACACUAUUGGAUACUGGAACGAACAUGGACAAUUUUACCACACUUGUGGAUACUGGAACGAACAUAGACAAUUUAAACACACCUGUGGAUAUUGGAACGAACAUGGACAAUUUUAACACAAUAGUGGAUAUUGGAACGAACAUAGACAAUUUAAACACACUUGUGGAUACUGGAACGAACAUAGACAAUUUAAACACACCUGUGGAUAUUGGAACGAACAUGGACAAUUUUAACACACCUGUGGAUACUGGAACGAACAUGGACAAAUUUAACACACCUAUGGAUACUGGAACGAACAAGGACAAUUUAAACACACUAGUAGAUACUGGGACAAACAUGGACAAUUUUAGCACACUAAUGGAUACUGGGACGAAAAUAGACAAUAUUAACACACCUGUGGAUACUGCAACGAGCAUGGACAAUUUUACCGCACUUGUGGAUACAGGAACGAACAUAAACAAUUUAAACACACUUGUGGCUCCUCGAACGAACAUAAACAAUUUAAACACACUUGUCGAUUCAGCAAGUAACAAAGACAAUGUCACAUCAAAUUCAUCAAUCAUAAUUGUGGAUACAUUGCAGACUCAUGAAAAUGUUUUAUCAUUUAAGAUUGACAAAUACAUUAAACAGCAUUCGGGCGCUUCCUCUCGCGAUACUACUAGUGACGUUUCUAUUGACCAACAUGCUGGCGUUACAGUUAGCGAUAAUGAUCGAGUGGAUUCCAUUGACAAGCUUUCGGGUGUCACAACUAGUAAUACCGCUCAAGAUGUUUUCAUUGACAGACAUGCGAGUGUUACAUCUAAUGAUUUAGCAGAGCUUUUAAUCAACCAGCAAACGACAGUUAAAUAUAGUGAUAUCGCUAAUGAAAGCCUAAAAGGUUCAUACCAUCUUAUAAAGUCACCUUUGAGAAACGAAUCUGAGGGAAUUCAAUCAGUUGAUACAUUGCAUAUCAUGUCAACACUUGCAAGUAAUCUAACUAAGACUGUUAUAAAGACUAAUAUAACGACAGAGAGGGCGGAUAAUGAUGAAAAUAAAGCGAAUAUGUGGCCAUACAGAACAUUUCACAAUAUGCAUAAUAAUGGUGAGGAGGCCAUUCAGGUCAAUUUAUCUAUGGAGAAUAACAUUGUCGUUCAACAAAAAAGGACGCUUGGUACCGUAAGUGUUAAUAAUAUAAUAGAUCAAUUAGGUAAGUCAGUGAAAAAUAAUAAUAUAUCGAGCGAACUUUUCACUCAAAAUGUGCUGAAGCAAAAUGUAUCGAAACUGUUCGUGCAAAAUACAACUGAUAGAGCAAACAAUAUAAUGAAAACUAAUGACAAGAAUACUGUUUGGACAAAUGAGUCAUCGGAUCAAAAGGAGUUUAGAAAAGCUGACCAUUCCAACAUCGAUCACAAGAAAACUAGGAAUAUUCCAGUAAACCACAACGUACACUCAGAUGAUGUGCAUACUAAAUUUCAGAAGACAACAGAAUCAAAUGCAAAGCCAUUCAUCGAUUAUAUCUGGACCUUUUCGAACAAUUAUAGAAGACAAUUAUCUGGCCAGUUUGAUUUUGCUAAAUCAGUGUUUAAUAAGUCGAUGCCAGCUAUGUACAUGUUUAACGUUUACCAUCUUGGAAAAUUACCGCCCGAAAGCCAUCCUAACGUGAAAAAGACAACCAAACAUCAUAACAACAUCAUAAAAAACAUACCAACUUCAGGAACAUUUUUCCAAAGUCACAUAGACACACACACACGAACAAAACGUCAAUCUAACCAGGAUCCCGUUUCAAGAGAUAUUUUACGCAAGCUGCUUUUUGGACUACUUUUGGUAAGCAGCGGGUCCACCAAAAGCAAGCCUCAACUUGUUAUUGACCAAAGUCCCCAUAAACCGCCAUCUUUAUUCCCUUCAAAACAAACACACGCUCCGGUAAUUAACCGGGAUAUGAAGGAUACGUUAAUAUAUAAAUUCUCAGAAAACGCUACUUCUUCACUUUUGAAAAGCCUAUUGUAUGGACCACUUAAGCAUAAAGAACAUGGUAUUCAAAGCACUUUCGAAUCAGAAAAGAAACUUAAGUUUUCACGGUCUGACAUGACAAAUGUGCCAUCGACUGAUGCAUUAAUAAAGGGAAGUAAAAACUUCGAGAAAACUACUGACAGUAAUGUUAUGAGAACUGUUGAAAGUACUGUUAAAACAGUCUUUAACAACACCUCUCCUGUAUAUACUGUUAAACCUAGUAUAAGUGAAAGAGACAUGUUAAUACGGCUGUUGAAUGGUACUUUGCGUUACAGAGAUGUUUGAUUCUGAUACUCAAACAUAUUUAAAAGUAAACUAAAACAUGUGUCUGAUUGAUUGAUGGAUUGGUGGAUGGUUGAUUGGUGGGCUAUUUUAUUGCUUCUUGUAAAGUGUGAAACAAACGCUACACAUUGUUCUAUCGUUGUUUUAUGUCUUUUUCAAUGUUCACUAUCAUUAUCAUAGCAUUAUCAAAAGAGAUAUGAUUAUUAAAUGA
This is a messenger RNA of Mya arenaria, 8026 nucleotides long. Its product is annotated as homeobox-like protein HDP1. NCBI's taxonomy places the organism in Eukaryota, Metazoa, Mollusca, Bivalvia, Myida, Myidae. The record is from RefSeq and is a predicted model, not a curated record. Bases 1 to 7818 code for a protein of 2605 amino acids. The transcript has 2 exons.